AUGUCUGACGACUCCUCCAAACCUUCCAUCCCCGAAUGGCAGCGCAAAGCCUCAUCAGCCUUGUCUUCAACUGAUCAGAACGCCUCCGUGGAUAAGCCAACUGAGGAGACCACCUCGACCGAGGACGAACAGACAACAAGCUCCUCUGAUAGAUCAGCUCUUCUAGAACAGGCAAAGACAUUCCUCGCCGACCCAGAAAUCCGUGAUGCCACGACAACACGCAAAAUAAAGUUCCUCGAGUCAAAGGGUUUAACAAACGACGAAAUCGACUCAUUGCUCGGGGUAAGCCGCAAUAAAGAUGCGCCGAUAACUCCAGAGACGAACGACCCAAGUAGCAGCCAAGCGAUGAUCCAAAGUGACACAGCUUCUGCGACAGCCAUAGCAACCACACCACCGUCCAAUACGACGCCCUCGCCACGAGAUGUGCCGCCAAUAAUAACAUAUCCCGAAUUCCUCGUUAAUGCCUCAGCGCAGGGCAAACCUCCGCUCAUGUCCCUUCGCACUGUGUUAUAUACCCUUUAUGGCGCAGCUGGUUUGGGUGCGACGUUCUACGGUGCUAGUGAAUUCCUAGUGAAACCUAUGCUCAGAUCGCUGGGUGAUGCCAGACACGAGCUGGCCGAAACCGCAUUGGCCAAUUUAUCGACUUUGAAUGAGAAACUGGAGAACAAUGUGUCGAAAAUACCAGUACGCCCACUGUCAGAGCAGCUUGCAGAUGACGGUGAAGACGAUGAAACGGAGUCGAUCACAUCCGACCCAACCGAGGUCUUUCAUCGCGACAUUGCAACACAAACAACCCCGGAGCUAUUGAACGAUACCCCCGGCACCUUUGGCACAAUCUCAACCGGCACAGAUGACAAUCCACACAAAGUGGUAGACUCCCAUAAACAAACCCUUGCCAAAAUCGCCUCUCACCUCCAAGAUUUCGUAUCUGACCACACCACAUCCGGCGAACUCGACGAUACGAUGCGAAACCGGAUUGCAGAUCUACAAUCAUACCUGGACGGACUCAAAUAUUCGUCGUUUAAUUCAUAUCUCAGCAACAAUAAUCUGUAUAAUAAUAGCUAUAACUAUUCAGUCGGCGGCUGGGAUCCGAAUCGAGGCGGUAAUAAGUCCAAGGAGGAAGAUGCGAUCUCAGCUUUUAGAGCGGAGAUCAGAGGUGUCAAGGGUGCGCUAUUGAGUGCGAGGAAUUUUCCGUCUGGGAGGCCUGCGGGGGUUACGAGGUAA
Messenger RNA from Talaromyces marneffei, 1224 nucleotides. RefSeq lists its product as uncharacterized. Gene Ontology annotation, cellular component: peroxisomal importomer complex; peroxisomal membrane. The coding region runs from base 1 to 1224 and encodes 407 amino acids. Gene Ontology annotation, molecular function: signaling receptor binding. NCBI's taxonomy places the organism in Eukaryota, Fungi, Ascomycota, Eurotiomycetes, Eurotiales, Trichocomaceae. The record is from RefSeq and is a predicted model, not a curated record. Gene Ontology annotation, biological process: protein import into peroxisome matrix, docking. The transcript has a single exon.